This is a messenger RNA of Humulus lupulus (European hop), 1821 nucleotides long. RefSeq lists its product as uncharacterized. Bases 1 to 1821 code for a protein of 606 amino acids. Lineage: Eukaryota; Viridiplantae; Streptophyta; Magnoliopsida; Rosales; Cannabaceae. The record is from RefSeq and is a predicted model, not a curated record. The transcript is spliced from 4 exons.
AUGUCGUGGAGGCUUGCUUCAGAGCCUGGUCCCAGUUAUGGAAAAAAUUCUGAAAUGUUUACUUUAGUGGUGCAUCAUGGGGGCACAUGUUCAAAUAUUGAUGGGGAUAGAAAAUAUGAGGGUGGAAGUGUGUCCUUUUUUGAUGGUUGUGAGUAUGACUGUUUUGGUCUAUUGGACAUGGAAAGAUUGGUGAAAGAGCUUGGAUACCAACUUCCAUUUGAUUUCUGUUAUGUGGAUGUGUAUGUUAGUGGUCCUUAUAUCCCUAAUGAGCAUGAAACUAGGGAGGCUGUUUAUGAGGAUGUUGCUAAUGAGGAUUAUGGUGAGGAUGAUGGUGAUGACCAUGGUGAGGAUGAUGGUGAUGAUAUGGAAGAACCAGUGGUUACACAAGUGGAAAAACUGGGCAAAGAAUAUGCCCUAGAUGAAGAGGAAGUUAGGCAGCAAGAGAACAUCAUAACACCACCAAGUCAAUGGUGGAGCACUGUGAAUGAAGUAUACACUCAAGUGGAUGGGGAUAUUUCAGAUGGAUUCGAAGAUGAGGAAUAUCUAAACAGCCUAAACAGUGAUGAUGAUGAGCCUAUUCCUAGGAUAAGUAGAAGGCAAUUUGUACCUACUGAUGAAUGGGCUGAUUUCAAGUUUAGUGUUGGGUUGGAAUUUGCAAGUGUUGAACAGCUUAUAGAAGCUCUAAAGGAACACUUCAUAAGCAAAGACAGAGAAUUCAAUUACCUCUUCAAUAAUCAUACAAAGUUAAAGGCUAUUUGUAAGGCCACUGGCUGUGGGUGGUCUUUGUAUGCUCGGGUCCUAAAGAGGGAUAAUUUGACAUUUCAGAUUAACACCUUGGUGGAUGAACACAACUAUGGGAUUAGGUUAAAUAGCAAGCUGGUGGAUGCACCUUGGUUGGCAAAACACUUCUUACCCCAAUUCAGAAUGAACCCAAACAUGCACUAUGCAAACUUCAAGGAACUCACUUCGAACAGUAAGUUUUCUCACCCUAGUAGACACAUAUUUUAUGCUGCAAAGAAUAAGGCUCGGCUAAUGCUUGAGGGUUCUGUGGCUGAGCAAUAUGCAGUGCUUCAUGAUUAUUGCAAACAACUAAUGAAACUGAUGCCAGGCAGUACUACCAUUAUUAAAAGCAAUAUGGUGGCUGAUAGGAGGGUGUUUAAGAGGGCCUACAUAUGCUUAAAAGCAUGUAAAGAUGGCUUUAAGUCUUGUAGGCCUUUGGUUGGCUUGGAUGGAUGUUUUUUAAAGGGGUAUUGCAAAGGGAUACUACUUGCAGCUGUUGGUAUUGAUGCUGAGAACUCUAUGUUCCCAAUUGCUUAUGCAAUAUGUGAAAAGGCAAACACUGAAACAUGGACAUGGUUUCUGACUCUAUUGAAGGAGGAUUUGAGUGAGGUAGAUCAUAGAAAUUUUACAAUGAUCAGUGAUAGGAAGAAAGGCUUAUCAAAUGCCUUGUCCACUCUCUUUGAAGGUGCAGAGAUUAGAUUAUGCGUGAGGCAUUUACAUUCUAACUUCAAGAAGGAGUUCCCCGGUCUAUUGCUAAAACAAAAAUUAUGGGCAUGUGCGCGAGCAUCAACACCUGAAGAAUUCAAGAGAAAAAUGGCUGAACUAAAGGGUGUUAAUGAGAAGGCCUUUGAUUGGCUAAUGAAGAAAAGUCCCUCUGAAUGGUUCAAAAGUCAUUUCAAGACCGAUGUUAAAUGCGACAUGCUAUUGAACAACCUCUGUGAAAGCUUCAACACUGCAAUAUUGGAUGCAAGACAGAAGCCCAUUAUCACUUUGCUUGAGAAAAUUAGGUAUUGGUUGAUGAGUAGGUACUAUGUGAAAUGA